Molecule: messenger RNA, 1259 nt
Organism: Colius striatus (speckled mousebird)
Lineage: Eukaryota; Metazoa; Chordata; Aves; Coliiformes; Coliidae
Gene: GCHFR
Product: GTP cyclohydrolase I feedback regulator
Exons: 3
Coding region: 42-296 (84 amino acids)
Biological process (GO): negative regulation of biosynthetic process
Cellular component (GO): cytoplasm; nucleus
Molecular function (GO): GTP cyclohydrolase binding
Source: RefSeq, a predicted model, not a curated record
GGUCCCGCGGCGGCGGCGGCGGCGGCAGCGGCGGCGGGAGGAUGCCGUACGUGCUCAUCAGCACCCAGAUCCGCAUGGAGGUUGGACCCACCAUGGUUGGGGACGAGCACUCAGAUCCCAGCCUGAUGAGCUUCCUGGGGGCCACCAAGAGGAACAUGCUGGGGAACCACUUCUGGGAGUACUACGUGAACGAGGCCCCGCGGGUGGUGCUGGACAAGCUGGAGAGCCGCGGGUACCGCGUGGUGAGCAUGACCGGCGUGGGACAGACCCUCGUCUGGUGCCUCCACAAGGAAUAGCCACCAAGCUCCCAGCUCCUCCUGGGCAACAUCCUGCUGGGGAUCAGCUCACACAGGACCCACAGAAAGCUUUCUCUUCCCCCCUCCCUCCCAACCCCUCCCGACUCCUUUCCGAGCCAGGCUGCAGGCGUGGGGGUGGGGGGUGGUGCAGAGGCACAGCCUGACCCCAGGAAGCUUCCCCUCCCUGCUGCCUCGGGAGCCCAGCAGGAGCGGGCAAUGCCCAGACCAGACAGGACCCUGCACUGAGGGCAGAUGGCUCCGUCCCUGCCUCGGGCUCAGUGGCAAAUCCCAUCCCUGUACACUGGAAUCGGCUCUGCUGCAGCACGCCUGGGACGAAGCUCAGAGCGUCUCCUCCCCGGGGCUGCCCCAGAGAGCGGCCUGGGGAGCUGUGGGGCGAGGACACGCCUUCUCCCAGGCCGUGGGGAGAGAGGGGAGGCCGGGCAGGGCUGGCACAGCCUCAGCCCCAAAACGCAAGCGGCAACUGCCAGGCCCACGCAGGGCUCGCGGAGCACCCCCGCGCUCGGCAGCCAGGCUGCCUCGGCUCCCAGGUGGGAACGCUGGCAGCAGCAGCAGCAGCCCUUCAGGCCCAAGAGCUUGUCCUGAGGCAGCCUUGGGGCAGCAGGGAGAGGCGCUGUGAAGGUCUCAGGUGUGUGCUCUGCACACAGCAGCAGCGUUUCCAGGCUGGGGCGCUGGCACUGUGCACCAGUCCUGCUGGAGGGCAAACACCAAUAAAACCUUUCUCUCAAGAGAGCAGUGUCUUUCUGGGGGUUGUUUCAAACAGCUUUUGCCAAAGGCUUCUGGAUCCACAGCCGCUGAGCAAGCUCUGGGGAAGGCCCAAGGUUCAGUGUUGUGACAGCACCUCUCACCCCUCUCCUGUGGCAGUGGGCAGCCGUUUCUUGCCUGGCUCUGGACAGGGGCAGGGCCGCCCUCACCGAGCCUCUGUGUGCCCACAACAGCUUUAAA